CUUUCUGCCCCUCCGUGGCCAAAUCAUGUCGGGGUUCGGUUUCGAGAGGGGAGUCCGAGGACCUAAUUUCUUUUUCUCUCGGCAUGCUUUCUCCGAGUGUGUGUGUGGUGGCGCUUGAGAGGCGAUGCCGGGAAUGGCCACACACCUUUACUCCCCCACGGUGGCCUUGUCCCUCUGGAGUGAGCAACUAGUCGUAACCUCUUCUUCCACCGAUGACUCGAUUGGAGAAGAUUAGAGGGAUGGAGAAACCCACUGCCUACCCGCAGUAGCAAGCUUAGUCACAGAGUCGAUUCUCAGCCAUGUCUCUGAACGCUCAGUCUAGGGCUCUUGGUCCUGAGUGGCCUUUUGAAAAGGCUGAUUAUCCCUAGGUAUUGAAAAUGAGUAAGCCCACGUACCCUACCUCAAAGAUUAGGCCCUGGAAUGUGUUUUCUGUGCCACUGACAUCAGAAUUCCUGUUUAGAAUAAGUCUUCAGCUAUCUUGAAAAAGGGUGUAUCCUGCAGCCCCGAAUCAGGUUAGGGGUGCCUUUAUAUUUUUCAUUGUAUAAUUCUACCUUGGUGAAUCAUAUGAAUCAUCAGCUCACCUCUUUGUCUUCGAAUGUCUGAGGGUACUUAAAGUCUAAGAAAGGAGUGAAGUCCAAAAAGAUGGUUUGAUGAUAAAGUGUAAAUUAAAAUGUCACAUUAUUUUCCCUGUGCUCAUUAACAGCUCACAUCAAGCACCCAAAAGAACACCUUGGACGUUGUUUCUUAGGUGCUUACGCUGUUUGCACAGGGAAUAUCUCCUGGGUGUGUUGUGGUCUCUUACAGGAAAUGUGUUUCUGAUCAUCUGAAUCUCAACCAUGUUGUCAAACUGCUUGCAAAAUUUUCUAAAAAUUACAAGCACUCAUCUUCUAUAUUCAAGACUAUGCCAACGGUUAACAGAAAGUAAAAGGAGGUUUUUGGGAUCUGUGCCGACAUCCAGAUUGCAUAGACGAGUUGUCAUUACAGGCAUUGGCUUAGUGACUCCUCUUGGUGUUGGAACUCAACUGGUAUGGGAUCGUCUUAUCCAAGGAGAGAGUGGAAUUGUUUCACUGGUUGGUGAAGAGUAUAAGAGUAUCCCUUGCAGUGUUGCUGCUUUUGUGCCAAGAGGUUGUGAUGAAGGUCAGUUCAGUGAACAAAACUUUGUGUCCAAAUCAGAUAUCAAGUCAAUGUCUUCUCCCACCAUCAUGGCCAUUGGGGCUUCAGAGUUAGCCAUGAAAGAUUCGGGCUGGCAUCCUCAGUCAGAAGCUGAUCAAGUGGCUACUGGUGUUGCAAUUGGCAUGGGAAUGAUUCCUCUUGAAGUUGUUUCUGAAACCGCUUUGAUGUUUCAGACAAAAGGUUACAAUAAAGUCAGCCCAUUCUUUGUUCCUAAGAUUCUGGUCAAUAUGGCAGCAGGUCAGAUCAGCAUUCGAUAUAAACUCAAGGGCCCCAAUCAUGCAGUAUCCACAGCCUGUACCACAGGAGCUCAUGCUGUGGGAGACUCUUUUAGAUUUAUAGCCCAUGGUGAUGCUGAUGUAAUGGUGGCUGGAGGUACAGAUUCUUGCAUUAGUCCUUUAUCUCUUGCUGGGUUUUCCAGAGCCCGGGCUCUGAGCACAAACUCAGAUCCCAAGUUGGCAUGUCGACCAUUUCAUCCGAAGAGAGAUGGUUUUGUAAUGGGAGAAGGUGCAGCAGUGCUGGUGCUGGAAGAACUUGAACAUGCUGUUCAAAGAGGAGCCCGGAUCUAUGCAGAAGUUUUGGGCUAUGGACUGUCAGGUGAUGCUGGUCACAUAACUGCCCCUGAUGCUGAAGGAGAAGGUGCAUUAAGAUGUAUGGCUGCUGCUGUAAAAGACGCAGGUGUACAACCUGAAGAGAUAUCCUAUGUCAACGCACAUGCUACUUCCACGCCAUUGGGAGAUGCUGCUGAAAACAGAGCUAUAAAACAUCUCUUCAAAGAUCAUGCAUAUGCCCUUGCAGUUUCCUCAACUAAGGGAGCCACAGGACAUCUGCUGGGAGCUGCAGGGGCAGUUGAGGCAGCUUUUACCACACUAGCUUGUUAUUAUCGGAAACUACCACCUACUUUAAACCUGGAUUGUACAGAAUCAGAAUUUGAUCUCAAUUAUGUUCCACUAAAAGCACAGGAAUGGAAAACUGAGAAAAGAUGUAUUGGACUCACCAAUUCCUUUGGUUUUGGUGGUACUAAUGCAACUCUUUGUAUUGCUGGCAUGUAGGAGAAAUCAUUUAUAAUUAAACAUUGAUUUUUUAAAAAA
Molecule: messenger RNA, 2261 nt
Organism: Cynocephalus volans (Philippine flying lemur)
Lineage: Eukaryota; Metazoa; Chordata; Mammalia; Dermoptera; Cynocephalidae
Gene: OXSM
Product: 3-oxoacyl-ACP synthase, mitochondrial
Exons: 2
Coding region: 837-2222 (461 amino acids)
Biological process (GO): fatty acid biosynthetic process
Cellular component (GO): mitochondrion
Molecular function (GO): 3-oxoacyl-[acyl-carrier-protein] synthase activity
Source: RefSeq, a predicted model, not a curated record